AUGGACCUGAUCCGGAGCUUCUGCGGGAAGCUGCGGUCUCUGGCUAGCACCCUAGACUGCGAGACGGCCCGGCUGCGGCGAGCGCUGGAUGGAGAGGAAAGCGGCCUUGAAGAUUAUCCAGUGACAAUUUUACAUGACCUUCAUUCAGAAGUCCAGGCUCUAAAGGAUGAUGUUAAUAUUCUUCUUGACAAAGCAAGAUUGGAAAGUCAGAACAACUUUGGUUUCAUAAAGGCAACAAAAGUGCUGAUGGAAAAAAAUUCAAUGGAUAUUAUGGAAAUAAAAGAGUUUUUCCAGAGGUAUGGAUAUACUCCACGUGUCAAGAAAAAUUCAGUAUGUGAACAAGAAGUCAUUAACUCCACCCCAGAGUUGUCUACUUGUGAAAUUUUUCAAAAGCCUGAUGCGAAGGAUGAUCUGGGUGAUCCUACUGUUGCAACCAGUUCUAUUUCUAAGCAGUCUCCACGGAGUCCACAGCUUUCAGAUUUUGGACUUGAGCGGUACAUGAUAUCCCAAGUUCUACCAAACCCUCCACAGGCAAUAAACAACCAGAAAGAAGAACCCAAGAUUACAACAGCAAUAAACAACCGGAAAGAAGAACCCAAGAUUACAACUCCAGCUACCAAACAAUCACCAGUACUAAAAACUCCAAAAUGUGCGCUAAAGAUGGAUGAUUUUGAGUGUAUAACUCCUAAAUUAGAACACUUUGGUAUCUCUGAAUAUACUAUAUGUUUAAAUGAAGAUUAUACAAUGGGACUUAAACAAAUGAAGAAUAAGAAAAGUGAGACGACCAUAGAAACAGAAUCCAUGACCAGUGAUAAAUUUUUUGCUACUCCUAUCCACAUUAUCCAGCAGUCAGAAAAAAGUGAUGUCGGGUAUACAAAUUCUCCCUUGGCACCUACAUUCUGCACUCCUGGUUUGAAAAUUCCUUCUACAAAGAGCAGCGCUGCUUUGGGAUCCACAAAUUAUUCAUUAUCAAAAACAAAUAGUUCAUCAAAUGAUCUAAAAGUUAAAGAUUGUACUUCGUUAAUACUAAACUCCGACAAGUGCUUUGAGAAUUUUGCGGAUCCCUCUUCUCCUGCGAUUUCUUCUUAUGAGAAUCUGCUCAGAACACCUACACCCCCAGAAGUAACUACCAUUCCAGAAGAUAUUCUCCAGAUUUUAUCAAAAUACAACUCAAACCUAGCUACUCCAGUAGCAAUUAAAGCAGUGCCACCCAGCAAAAGGGUCCUUAAACGUGAUGGAGAGAACAUCCAAGAUAUUGACAACAAAGAAAACUGGUGA
Molecule: messenger RNA, 1278 nt
Organism: Otolemur garnettii (small-eared galago)
Lineage: Eukaryota; Metazoa; Chordata; Mammalia; Primates; Galagidae
Gene: SKA3
Product: spindle and kinetochore associated complex subunit 3
Exons: 8
Coding region: 1-1278 (425 amino acids)
Biological process (GO): mitotic cell cycle; chromosome segregation
Cellular component (GO): outer kinetochore; spindle microtubule
Source: RefSeq, a predicted model, not a curated record